UAUUCAACACUAACUCUUUCAAAUAUAUAACCAAACCAAAAACUCACUUUUUUCCCACCGUCCCUUCUCCUAACACGGUCCAAAAAACAUCGUUAGCUUCCAAGAAUUAUCACAACACAAAAUCCUACCCUUUGAAUCAUCACCACCACCAAUCGACAUAUAAUGUCAUCUUCUCCGGCCAUGGUCGCCGCCUCCGGCAAUGACUUUUCUGGUAGUUUAGCCAUGCCAUGUUGCACCAAUAACCCCAACAAUAAGGAUUCCAUGGAGGAUUUAGUUGCCUUGAAAAUCAGCCUCUUGGGUGAUUAUCAUAUUGGAAAGACAAGUUUUUUGACAAAGUACGUAGGAAAGGAGAAAGGGGAAGAAGGUUUUUCAAUAACAGGGUUAAACCAUAUGGACAAAACUCUAUGCGUUAGUGGCGCUAGGAUUUCUUAUAACAUUUGGGAAGUAGAAGGUGACGUUUCUCAUAUUCCAGUUGCUUGUAAAGAUUCAGUAGCAAUGUUGUUUAUGUUUGAUCUCACAAGUCGAUGUACAUUAAAUAGUAUCAUUAGCUGGUAUCAACAAGCACGAAAAUGGAAUCAGACGGCAAUUCCAGUUCUAAUAGGAACAAAGUUUGAUGAUUUUGCCCAAUUACCAUUAGAUGUGCAAUGGACAAUUGCUUUACAGGCAAGAGCAUAUGCUAAGGCACUAAAUGCAACCUUAUUCUUCUCAAGUGCAGCCUACAACAUAAAUGUUAAUAAGAUCUUCAAGUUCAUCACAGCCAAGAUCUUCAACUUACCAUGGACAUUGGAACGUAACCUCACCAUUGGAGAACCCAUUAUAGACUACUAGAUUUUCUUCCAUUUUUUGCUAUUAUUAAACCCCUCUUUGUCCCCAAAGAGAAAACAAGAAAAAACAUUUUUCUUUAAAUGUAACUAUGAGAAAAUUCACAAAUCUCAUUGCAAAAGAAAUGGCUCACAUAGUCAACCGGUCACUGGAUCUAGUUAGUGUUACUACAGCCAGUGAAAAUUCGGGUUGUCUUGGUAUGUCAUUCUGUAAAAUGGAGAACAAUUUUUCUUGUUUUCUUUUUGACUGCACAAUGACUCUGUAAUUUUUUAAUAGAGUUCAUUGAUCAAUUAUUGGUUAUUUUGCUUCGUUCAUUCGAUAUGGUUCUCUCAAAUGCCUUUGUAUACUCUGUUACACUGUGUCGGUUUGAGGUACGAUAAAA
Messenger RNA from Lycium ferocissimum, 1204 nucleotides. RefSeq names its product septum-promoting GTP-binding protein 1-like. NCBI's taxonomy places the organism in Eukaryota, Viridiplantae, Streptophyta, Magnoliopsida, Solanales, Solanaceae. Bases 163 to 828 code for a protein of 221 amino acids. The record is from RefSeq and is a predicted model, not a curated record. The transcript is spliced from 6 exons. Gene Ontology annotation, molecular function: GTP binding; GTPase activity.